UUUUAGUCUUUUCCUCCGCCCUUCGUGGACGAUGAGUUCGGAGCGGAUUCGUUUAUAUACCCAGCUGCCUCAAUUCCCCUCACCACCAACGCCCUCAACCCACAUUCCCCACUAACAGCACACUGCAAUGGCCGCUGCCUCCACCGGAGCCUGCAUCUGGCACGACCUUCCCCCCGAGCUCAGGCUCUCGAUCAUCGACGCGCUCGACGAUGACGACGCGCGGGCGCUGUCCUUCACGGACAAGGAUACCUAUUCUCUCUGUAUACCCUCGAUCUUUAAGGUCGUCAAGCUUGAUACCCAGUUCGCCCUCGACCAAUUCCUCCUCAGCGUUCCCUCCGAGCGCAUGCAGCACAUACGCACGCUGGACGUUGCCCCCAUCCACGAUCAGGACGCAUUUACGAUACCCCUCUCCGGCCCCUACACCGAUGCUGUCGGCAAACUCUUGCGGCAGUGCCCCCGAGUGGAAACGCUUACCCUUAGGGCGGCAGGCUGUCUGUCCAAGGACAUCAUUCCCUGCUUCGCCGCACUCGACGCCUUGAAGCACCUGACGCUUAACAAUGUCCGGAACUAUACACGCGCGCCUCUAAGCGAGCGUGUCGUCGUGUCCAUCGCCGCGACCGCCCCGCACCUGCAGUACCUCGCGCUAGACACUGUCACCCGAUCGCGCCAGCACGCGCCCGAGCUGGUCGGGGCGUGGCCCUACGUGCCCGUCGUAACCGGAGAUCACGACGUGCCGCCCCACCCCGCGCUCGGCGAGGACCUCUUCCUGCCGAACCUGCUCCGCCUCCCCGGGCUGCGCCGCCUCACCGUGCGCGACACGCACCUGGGCGACCCGCGCUGGGCGACGACGCCGCCCGCGUGCCGGCUCGAGAUGCUCGACCUCUCCGCGCCGCCGGACUGCGCGCCCUCGAACCGCGACGUGGAGCGCAUCAUGGCGGCCGUGGGCCCCACCGUCGCGGAGUUCUCGCUCACGACGGCGGUGUGCGAGCCGCGGUUUGCGGAGAAGGACACGCCGCUGCGGCGGUUGCGCCGCCUGCACAUCGCGCCGACGUUCCCCGUCGAGAGCGUCGUGGACACCGUCGCGGGGCUCGCGGGCUCGCCGAUCGAGGAUCUCUCGCUGCGGUGCCACGAGGAUGAUGUGGUGGACGUGUGCGAGGCGCUGCAAGAUUUCCUCAGUAUGCGCGCGGAGCGCGGCAGCGGGUUUUACGAUAGCCUCCAGCGCAUCGACGUAAGCGUCGCGCCUAGUGAGGACGACGCAGCUGCAGCGGCGGACGAGGACGAGGUGCGGGAGCGCAUCGAAGCCACGGAGAAGCUUCAGGCGUUCUGCCGCCAGCUCAGGCUCGACGCGAUGGUCGCGAAGAUCGAUGUCAAGGAGCGCAAGGACAGGCGAGGGAGGGCACGCUCGGCGACGACGUUCUCCAUUGUCGACCCCUCGGCAUACGCGAAGCGCCGUAUGUCGGUCUGAGCUCGUCGGGGGACCUCGUCCUCUACGGUUGGCGAACCUCACUCAACGAUUGGCCUGCAUUGUUCGCAUAUCCUUAUUCGCGCUCUUGUCCGCCCCUCAAAGACCGAACUAUACAGAUUCACUGUCACGAUCGGGACUUUGCAGAUAGGUAUCACAGCCUAUCUCCUCACUAUGCGUACAA
Molecule: messenger RNA, 1646 nt
Organism: Schizophyllum commune H4-8
Lineage: Eukaryota; Fungi; Basidiomycota; Agaricomycetes; Agaricales; Schizophyllaceae
Exons: 3
Coding region: 128-1465 (445 amino acids)
Source: RefSeq, a predicted model, not a curated record